This is a messenger RNA of Cariama cristata (Red-legged seriema), 1246 nucleotides long. It is a transcript of the gene COG8, whose product is annotated as component of oligomeric golgi complex 8. The record is from RefSeq and is a predicted model, not a curated record. Gene Ontology annotation, biological process: intra-Golgi vesicle-mediated transport. Lineage: Eukaryota; Metazoa; Chordata; Aves; Cariamiformes; Cariamidae. The annotation marks the transcript as partial. The transcript has 3 exons. Gene Ontology annotation, cellular component: COG complex.
AUGCUGAUCCUGUCCUCAUCCUGCAGGAACUUCAUGCGUGAUGCCGAGGAGAUUGCCUGCAGCCGGCGCAUGAACAGCUUGACGCUGAACCGGCACACAGAGAUCCUGGAGAUCUUGGAGAUCCCGCAGCUCAUGGACACCUGCGUCCGCAACGGCUACUACGAGGAGGCGCUGGAGCUCGCUGCGUAUGUGCGCCGGCUGGAGAGGAAGCACAGCUCUCUCCCGCCCCAGGGCAUCGUGGAUGAGGUGCGCCAGUCCACCCAGCUGAUGCUGAACCAGCUCAUCCAGCAGCUCCGCACCAACAUCCAGCUACCCGCCUGCCUGCGGGUCAUCGGCUACCUGCGGCGCAUGGACGUCUUCACGGAGGCCGAGCUGCGCAUCAAGUUUCUGCAGGCGCGGGACACCUGGCUGCGCUCCAUCCAGGCCUCCAUCCCCGACGACGACCCCUACUUCCACAUCACCAAGACCAUUGAGGCCUAUCGCGUCCACCUCUUCGACAUCGUCACCCAGUAUCGUGCCAUCUUCUCUGAUGAGGAGCCACUCCUGCCCACCGAGGGGCAGGCCCUCAAUGAGGGGGCCAUCUUCCACAGCUGGGUGCUGCAGAAGGUCUCCGAGUUCCUGCGGACACUGGAGCACAAUCUCCAGCGUGGCGUCGGGGGUCGCCUGGACUCGCUGCUAGGGCAGUGCAUGUACUUCGGCCUCUCCUUCAGCAGGGUGGGGGCCGAUUUCCGUGGGCAGCUGGCCCCCCUCUUCCAGCAGAUGGCUGCCUCCUCUUUCAGGAAGGCGGUGGAGGAGGCGGUGGAGAAGUUCCGGGAGGAGAUGAAUUCCUACACGCUCAUCUCCGCCCCAGCCGUCCUGGGGGGCAGCACAGGCGUGCCGGUGCCCGCAGCCCAGCCGGGGACGCUGCAGCCACCCAUGGUGCUGCUGGACUUCCCGCCCCUCGCCUGCUUCCUCAAUGGCCUCCUUGUUGCUUUCAAUGACCUCCGGCUCUGCUGCCCCGUCGCCCUGGCCCAGGACAUCACCGCCUGCCUGGAGGAUGCACUCAGCGAGGUGACCAAAACCAUCCUGGCUUUCCACCGUGCGGAGGAGGCAGCUUUCAGUGGACGGGAGCAGGAGCUCUUUGCCCAGUUCUGCACAGCCUUCCUGGAGGACCUGCUGCCCUACCUCAACCGCUGCCUCCAGGUCCUCUUUCCCCCGGCACAGAUCGCGCAGGCGCUGGGUGAGACUUUGGGGGGCUUGCAUCUUG